This is a messenger RNA of Anopheles nili, 1920 nucleotides long. Its product is annotated as transcription factor mef2A. The coding region runs from base 1 to 1920 and encodes 639 amino acids. The transcript is spliced from 4 exons. Gene Ontology annotation, cellular component: cytoplasm. The record is from RefSeq and is a predicted model, not a curated record. NCBI's taxonomy places the organism in Eukaryota, Metazoa, Arthropoda, Insecta, Diptera, Culicidae.
AUGAAUGCAGCGCCGGAGUUGGGUGCUACGCUCCGGCAGAACAGCUCUUCCAGGAACGACUUCGCGCACCAGAACGGACCGAACCAUGCCUUGGACUACCAGCACUACGGUGGAGGUGGUGGUGCUGGCGGAGGAGGGCUGCACCAUCAACAGCAGCAACAGCAACAGCAACAACAGCAACAGCAGCAGCAGCAGCAAGCGCAGCAGCAGGAUCUAACCAUCGAUGGCAUCCCGAACAGUUUCCCGCAUCGGCGGUCGCGUGCCUCGAAGACGUUCAAGAAUCCACCCCAACCGCACAUGUGCAUCAAGGAGAAGACACUCGAAGGCAAGGAGGUGUUCAUCAACGUGCUCAGCUGGACGCGGAUCGCGAACCCGGACAACCCGGAUGCACCGAUACCGUUGUACGGUGGCAUGAAAGUGGGCAAGAUUCCGCCUGGCAGUCCGAAGAUGCCGCCCCUGGUGUACGCCGUGAUGGCCAGCCCGGAGGUGCUGAAGAAGGCCGGCCGUAAAUGUCCUGACACACCGGAACGAACCAACCUGGUGGAUUUGAUGUGCGAGUUCGUUGAGGCCAUGAAUCCUUCCUUGCACCUGUCGAGAAAACCUGAAAUACUCAAGGACCGCGACCUGUCGGGUGAGCUGAAGGAUGUGUGGAACGCGGUGCAGGCGUGUCGUGAUAAGGGACGGUCGGAUACCGGUCCGCCGGAAAAUCUAGUCGUGUACACCGAGUUUGGGCCGGACAGCGCCCCCAGCUACGAGCACACCAUACAGCAACAUCAGCAGCAGCAGCAGCACCAUCAGCAGCAAUAUCAGCAACAACAUGAUCAGCUUCCAAAUUCUCCCGACCAGCAGAAUCAUUUUCCACUGUCCCAGCAGCAGCAGCAACAGCAGCAUUAUCCCUUGCUUCAUCAUCAACAUCAACAACAACAAAGUGCAAUUAACCACAACAGCCACAACUCCUCCGUACUGAACAGUAUUGAAUCGAUCUCAGCGAUAUCCGCCGUGGAUGGUAGCAGCUGCGAUAGCGGUACCAGCAAGGUGGUGCCUUCCGUGCUGGGCGUUUCGAGCGUGAACGGUGGUAACGCGACGGGCAGCAACAACAGCACCGACGAAGGGUUGGCGAAGGAAACCGAAAGUCUGAAACUGUCUUCUAGCAGCGGGAGCGGCCACAUGGCCACAGUCGGCAAGACCAACGGAUUAACACUGCCAACGGAUGAUGCGAACGCGCCAACAGUGACCUCGUCUUCUUCCCCAACUGUGCCACAAUCUUCUCCGACGAAUCCGGUACCGACCGCUACCGUGGUGCCCGCAAAGGAACCGACAAAGAGCUCGUCCGGUCACAACUUUUUUCCCAUGUUCCGUUCGUCGAAAAACAGCAGCACUGGGGGCAAUAAUACUACUGGUGGCAGUGUGAAUGGUACCGGUGGAAAUAACGCGCAGUUGAGCGCUUCUGCCGGAGGUGGUGGUGAUAAGGCGGUCCAGAAUGGUGGUAGCGAAACUUCAACACCGGCCCCAACCAACGAUGGCACACCUGAACCGGCCAAGGUGGCAAAACCGAGCGGUAAAAAGAGCGGAUUGAACUUUUUCCGACGAAACAAAUCAUCCUCCAGCUCAUCGACGACGGAUGGUGGCAGCAAGAAGGAACCAUCGACCCCAACCAAGCAACCUCUAGCGGCUGGCGUUCUUCCCAGCGCCAUCGCACCGACAAGUGCGGCCCCAGCCACACCGGCAGCGACCGGAGCUGUGUCGACGGGACCGCCGGAAGGAAAAGUGCUAGGUCUCGCGGACGAAGCCCUCACUCACGGCAUGGCUCAUCGCCACCAUCCGUAUCAUUUAGAGGGCACCGGAAGCGCAACUGGCGGAUCUUCUAGCGGUGGGGGAGAAAUUCUGGAAACGAAUACGGCCACGAUCGCAGCGAAGUAG